CGCUAUCCUGUACUUCCACGGCCACUCGCUGACCAAGGACAAUUGGCACGAGACCCUGAGCCUGUUGGACAACGUCUGCCUGGUCUUCUUCACCGUGGAGUUCCUGGCCGCCCUGGUCACCUGUCCCAAUAAGCGCACCUUUUUCCGCUCCACCCUGGUCAUUCUGGACAUCCUGGCCCUGAUGCCCGAUCUGCUGGACAGAUGCAUCAAACUGGACGCGUCCUUCUACGCCGAGAUCAUAUCCAACGAGUCCAGCGAGUUCCUGAACGUACUCGGUCUCCUCCAACUAAUGCGGCUGUGUCGCGUGUUCCGCGUGCUCCGUCGCAUCCCGGGCAUGUGGAUCAUGCUGUACACACUCCACGCCAGCAUGAAGGAGCUGGUCCUCAUCAUGGCCAUCCUCUGCGUGUCCACGCUCUUCUUCGCCUCCUGCAUGUACUACCUGGACGGCUCGGGACAGUUCUCUAGCGUGCCCGUGAGCUGCUGGUGGGGCAUCACCACGCUCACCACCCUGGGCUACGGCGACAUGGUUCCCAGCACGCUGAGCGCGCGUGUGGUGGGCAUGGCCUGCUCCAUAGCCGGGGCUCUCAUGCUCAGCCUCACCAUCCCGACGCUCAUCAACAACUUCCUGAGCAUGUACCACAACAUCAAGUACAUGGUCUUCAAGGAGGAGGUCUUCCUCAAGCUUCACAGAAACACGGAGUUGAACGAGACAGGAUUCAAAGUCUACUAG
Messenger RNA from Aplysia californica (California sea hare), 730 nucleotides. RefSeq names its product shaker-related potassium channel tsha2. Gene Ontology annotation, cellular component: membrane; voltage-gated potassium channel complex. NCBI's taxonomy places the organism in Eukaryota, Metazoa, Mollusca, Gastropoda, Aplysiida, Aplysiidae. The record is from RefSeq and is a predicted model, not a curated record. Gene Ontology annotation, molecular function: voltage-gated potassium channel activity. Gene Ontology annotation, biological process: potassium ion transmembrane transport.